AUGAUCGCAUACCAGGACCUCUCGUAAUACAGGACUUUCACAUGUUCAUAGCGCACUGUCGCAUGCCUGCAUGCAUUAUACUGAUUCUGUACCUGCUACUUCACAACCAGUCUCGGAAGCUCAAUCUACCUAGCUACGGAACGUUAAUUACCCCACCACCUUGUGAGCAUCGUAAACGUGAAGGCAUCGCGACUGAUUGCAGGAAUUCCGACACAAUUCAAGUCCAAAACCUCUCACGUACACCUGACUUAUCUUUUACGUCCGACCAGUUGCAAUUCAAAUCGCUUUUUCUUCAAUCAUAAGCUACCUUCUACCUUUCUUCAGCUACCUAGGUACUCACCUUCACCCCACUUUCUUGUCCCCAGCUACUCAACUUCACCUCACUUUCUUGUCCCCAGCUACUCAACUUCACCUUACCUUUGUGUCCCCAGCAUGCUGGUCUUCUCUCUUACUUUACUGUCUUGGCACGCCUAUAUAAAUAUCCACCUCUUCGCCCUCUUCUGACUUCCUCUACCCCUCCACCUCUCCUCCUCCAUCUCUUUUCCUCUUCCACCCCCGACACCUCUCCAGCGAUUUGGAACGCUACUCCACUCUCAAUACCUCCUGCAUUCCCAACACCCCUCCAGCGAUCUCGCGCGCUUCUCCAUUCUCAAAGCCUGUUCCAUCACAAAUACUUCAUCUCCACCCGUCAAGGAUUUAUCUGCUUCAACUGCACUAGCCAUAUCUUCGCAAAGGCCACAUCUCCAUCCACCCUAGCACAUCAACAUCAGAUCAACACAAUGGAACAUGAGCAGUCACCAGGCCCAGGCGAUCCCACCGACGAGCUUUUGAUCAAGGGAGGAAAGUUGUUCGCUAAGAUUUCCAAAGGCGAGAACAUCCCAGAUGGCGAUCUACCCGUGGUGGCACAGUUUAUGAAGACGCUCUUUGGGUUCGAAAAUGCGCCCCCGACCAACAUCGUCCGCAAGAUCAAUGAGUCCACAAAUGAAUUGAAGAAGCCGGUGUACAUGUCAGCCUAUCUCUGGAAGUUUGGAAAGGAGGAGUCAAUCCUCGUGAAGAGGAAGAGGAAGAGGAAUGAAGGCGAUGACGGCGAUGCGGAUAGGACAAAGGACGACAAGUGGGAGAGGGAAAACAGGGAGCUGAUGAAAGCCAUUGCCGCACAUGCUAGGCUGGUGGACGAACAACUCAAACAGAUGAGGCAGUCAAACUAA
Periconia digitata is the source of this 1208-nucleotide messenger RNA. The record is from the annotation of a GenBank genome assembly. NCBI's taxonomy places the organism in Eukaryota, Fungi, Ascomycota, Dothideomycetes, Pleosporales, Periconiaceae.